Messenger RNA from Funneliformis geosporum, 1386 nucleotides. The record is from the annotation of a GenBank genome assembly. NCBI's taxonomy places the organism in Eukaryota, Fungi, Glomeromycota, Glomeromycetes, Glomerales, Glomeraceae.
AUGUCCAAAGCAAAGAGCAACAAAGCAAAUAUAAAAUCUGUUUUAUUACAAAUUCAACUUCAACAAUAUUUACCGAUUUUUCAAAGAAAUGAAAUUGAUUUUACAACCUUCUUAACAUUAAAUGAACAAUCCUUAAAAUCCAUUGGAGUCAAGAAUGAAUCUCAUUGUAAAAUAUUAUUAAUGUAUAUUAGGAAGUUACAACAGUUCUUAUUAACACCUUCCACAACAACGGCAACUGAAAGCCAUAUGUCUUCAAUAGUGGAAAAUGAAAAUCAUUCAAUACAUGAAUCCGGAGAUGAAGAACUGAUUAAAGAUGAUAGUCAACUUACAGUCGGUAAUAAUUUGACCGCUUUGACACCUAUCACGGAAGAAGAUGAAUUGUGUUUCCCCAUAACAAAUGUUGCUAGUGAAGAGGAAUCCAAUGACCUCACUGACGUAACGCAAUCUAAUAUCAGCAAUGCCGUUGAUCAAAAGUCACUGAUUACUGCGCCAAUAAUACCAUCAACAACAAAUAGUGCUGAUAAUCAGGAUACAAACGAAACGCAAUCAGAUUCAAUGGAAGAUAAUUAUACGCCAAUAUCUUUAACUUCUCGGGGACGUAAACAUAACAGCACAGAUGAUGAACUUAUAUUAGCUAUGAGACGACAACGUGGCGCAGUUGUACGAAAUACGAAUUGGCGCCUUUCUAUGCCAGUGACUAGUAGUGAAUUACCUUCUUAUUUCGAUGUGGUUGAUCGACAACACUUCGCAAAUAAAAGUGAAGAAUUACCUUCUUAUUCUUGCUCCGUACAAAAGUGUGGAUAUAUUUUCAAGAAAAAUGAAUUCGCUUCAAAAGGAGUUAAAUCGAGAGACAGAUCAUGGAAACAACAAUAUAUAUAUUUAUGGGGAACUCUUCUACGCGUAUAUAAAAGCGAACCAAUUGAUUUCAACCGAGUAAAUCCAGUUCACGAGUUUAAUAUGCUAAACGCUCAAAUAGGUUUAGCGUCAGAUUAUCUCAAAAAAAGAAAUGUGAUAAGAAUACGAGUUUCUACUGGAAAACAAUUUUUAUUUCAAACACAAAGUCGUGAUGAAUGUGUUGCAUGGAUUGAAGUAUUGCAAUCUUCUGUAAAUAUUUCAUCUACGUUGGAUGAAAGAGAAAUGCCAAUGUUUAUUACUUUACCUACAAGGCGACGUAGAGUAAAUGCAUCUAAUAUAACAACAUCUACAUCAUUAUCAUCAAUGAAUAACAUUAAUUAUGAAGGUAAUAGCGGUAUACCUUUAAUAAAUUAUUCCUUAAUGCCAGUUUCUUCUUCAGGUUUAACUUUACAACAAUAUAAUGAAAUGGCAAGAGAAUUACAGCAAGUUCAAAUUACUGGAGCUUUACCGCAACAACAAUUAUCCUGGUAA